Messenger RNA from Poecilia latipinna (sailfin molly), 2331 nucleotides. RefSeq names its product serine palmitoyltransferase 3-like. The record is from RefSeq and is a predicted model, not a curated record. Bases 1494 to 1811 code for a protein of 105 amino acids. NCBI's taxonomy places the organism in Eukaryota, Metazoa, Chordata, Actinopteri, Cyprinodontiformes, Poeciliidae. Gene Ontology annotation, molecular function: serine C-palmitoyltransferase activity. The transcript has 3 exons. Gene Ontology annotation, biological process: ceramide biosynthetic process; sphingosine biosynthetic process. Gene Ontology annotation, cellular component: serine palmitoyltransferase complex.
CUGUGGGUGGGAAAUGCCCGCCCGUGCCGCCGGGCCUGGUCCAACAUACAAUGAAACACCUCCAGUAGUUCUUCCUACUCCUUCUUCUUCAUCUUUCCUUUUCCUGUUAGGUUUCGCUUCAGUCAUAUGUUCUCAUAUGAUUUCUGUGUCUUGCAGCAGGCUUUUGACCUCCCCGGCCUCUAUCUUACCAGAGAGGAGCAAUUUACAAAAUGGGGCCCGUGCUUUUUGGCAGAUGUCCGAACGCUAUGUUUUCUCUCUCUCUCUCUCCUCUCCACCCCUCUCUCUUUCUCUCUUGUUUUGCUGAGAUAAGGGGAUUUAAAGUGCUCUCUUACAUCUCUUUGAAAGAACUGCCAAUCUGUUCCCAGGUAAUCAGAGGGAAACAGAGCUGGGAUCCAAGGCCGGCUCAUGCCAAGCCCCGCUGCAGCCACGGAGCAGCAGGCUCCCCAGCGAUUCACAUUGUUCAGGAACACAGGGAGGGGGUCAGCAGAGCAGACCGCCUCUGCUGCCUUUGAUGUGAUUUCUAAUAUAGUCAUCUUGAAAUCCUGUGCAUGUGAUACUUACGCAUUGUUUAGAUUCAGUCUCAGUCAUGGCUAAGCUCCACUGGCAGUCAAUAAUUUUGUGCGAAAUCCAUCAUAACUAAUUUGUGAGCCCUCAUUCUGGCAACAAGCGUGUGUGUAAACCCUGCUGUCAGGCAGACAAAACUGAACCAUCUGCUGCUGCUGCUGCUGCUGCAGCCCAGUUGUGAUCAUGGACAAAUUUAUGGGGAAGGGUAGAGGGUUCACAAACAGUCUAAAACAGUGUGGAACUCAAUUUCAGUGUUUUCCAGGUCUGGAUAAAUGUGGAAAAAAAUAAUAAUAAUAAUAAGUGCUGAAAAAAUAUUCAUAUUUUCAGACUUUCUUCCCAAUCCUACCAUCUAACUGUAUCGUUCCUUACACCUUUCUCUUCCUUUUCUCUGAUACUUCAUCGUGUCGUCACCCCCUCCAGCCCUCAAGUUCCUCCCUCUUCCUUGUCUUAUUCCUUGUGCCACUUUCUUGUUUUUUACUUGGGUCAUUCCUUUCUUUCAUUUCUUUUUUAUGUACUUCAUUUAUAUCAUUUUUACCAUCAGUCCUCAGUCCUAUCCUUCCUUACUGUCCUUUGUUGCAAGCUUCCUUCAUUCAUCUCUUGUUUCCUUCUGUCCUCGUGUCCCACUCCCUCCGUGUUUGUUGCUUCUUUGUGUCCAACCUGAUUUUCGUGUUUGUUUGUUUCUUCCUUCCUUGUGUUAAUCCUUGGAGCUGCAGGACUUUGGGGCAGAUGCCACUGCAAGGAAGACACACUUAACGCUGUUCCCCACUCGGGAAAUUGGAAGUAUUCAGGGAAAAAAAAAAAAAAAAAAAAUCAAUGAGUUGUUGCAUUACUCAUGUACAUCUGGUGAUGUCCUUGUUUUAAUUGGAGGCAUCAGACGGAUCCGCCAGUUGGCAGAAAACACCCGAUACUUCAGGGCCAAGCUGAAGGAUAUGGGCUUCAUCAUCUAUGGCGAUGAUGACUCCCCUGUGGUUCCAGUGCUGCUCUACAUGCCAGGCAAAGUGGUGGCCUUUGCUCGUGAAAUGUUGAAGAGGAAAAUAGGAGUUGUAGUGGUUGGAUUUCCCGCCACCCCGAUCACAGAGGCCCGAGCUCGUUUCUGUUUGUCCGCUUCGCACACCAGAGAGAUGCUGGACAAGGUGCUGCAACAGAUGAACGAAGUAGGAGACCUUCUGUGUCUGAAGUUUUCACGGAGGAAACGCUCCGCUUUUCCUGACGCCUGCAAAGGGGAAAACACCGAGGCGGACAGCUGAUGUGACGCAUCGCACCUUGACUUCACAGCGUCGAAACUAAGUGUCUCUCCCGCUGCAAGACUCUUUAACACGUAUUUUAGGGCUGCACCCAUAAUCUAUGCACAGAAGAGGGGACAAAUGUUUGGCAGCUGCUUUUUUUUAGAUGUUGUUUCAAGCUGCUGAUUCAACAGAAGAGCUGUUUUUGCUCCUUUGAAUUUAAAUGUAUUUGUUAACAUGUCUAUUUUUUUAUUUUUUUUAGCUCUUGCAGAAAAUCACUGCAGAAGCACAACAUGGACUAGUUUAGCUUAAAGGAAUGUGGAAAAUAUUCUGUGUCAGCAUUUGUCCACAUAAAAACCUCUCAGAUCAGUAAAGAAUUAGGAAAGUUUUAAGACAUAUUUACACAACUGUGUCAAUUUAUCUUUAAAUUAACUUUUUCUCUUAAUGUAUUUUUAUUAAAUGUAUUGUGUUCCUUAUAAAUUAUUGUCAAUUUUAAAAAUGGUGUCACUGAUGAUUAUUCAAGAAUAAACUAUUUUACUUAGUA